Pelecanus crispus (Dalmatian pelican) is the source of this 569-nucleotide messenger RNA. NCBI's taxonomy places the organism in Eukaryota, Metazoa, Chordata, Aves, Pelecaniformes, Pelecanidae. The record is from RefSeq and is a predicted model, not a curated record.
CAUCGCCUUUUCUUCUUCUUUCCUGCGUUCCUCUCUGGCGUCAGAGGAUCCCUGCUGUCACCGUGCUGGCUCUUCGCCUGGCGCCGCAGCCCAGCGCGAUGACUGUAAGAUGGCACAUUGAACUACAACCAUGGGCAAGUCCAACUCCUUCCCUCAACUAUGAGGCCUUGAGGUUCCUGAAGUACAUUAGCACUUCUCAGAUUUCAUGUGAACACAUGAACCUGAACAGCCUGAGAGGGUACUCUGAAACCGCAAAGAAACCCUGGUCGAUCUGUCUUGACGAGAGGUUUAGCCUCAUUCAUCGAAUCAGAAGCAAGCAGUGCCGUCUCUAUUCCCUUGGGCUAGGCAGCGAUGACAACCAGUUUGAGAUCAACAUGGCUAACAGUGGAUGUGAGGUACAUCGCUUUGACCCCAGCAUCAAGUCAGCACACAUUCAGGAGGGUCGGCACCUCUGGUAUCAUCGCCUGUCCAUUGACUGGAGGGAUCCCAAUCCAGCCAUUGCUGCUCAUAAACUUCACAGCAACACCAAGAAACUGGGCACAAUAUUGAACGAAUUUGGACAUCAGAAG